Messenger RNA from Dichomitus squalens LYAD-421 SS1, 3249 nucleotides. Its product is annotated as acetyl-CoA synthetase-like protein. The coding region runs from base 1 to 3249 and encodes 1082 amino acids. The record is from RefSeq and is a predicted model, not a curated record. Lineage: Eukaryota; Fungi; Basidiomycota; Agaricomycetes; Polyporales; Polyporaceae. The transcript is spliced from 19 exons.
AUGUCUCCUGCCCUCAGCGACAUUCCAGUGGUAACGUCGCAGCAAGGCUUGAACAGCACAACUUGGACCCGCCCACCGCUGUUCAGUUCCCUCACGAUACCCGAACUCUACGCGUUCCACGCAGAGAAGAGUCCAAACCAUCCUGUUAUCGUGUUCGAUGACGAGCAUGGUAAUGUGCAAACGCUGUACCACAGGGACGUCUUUCGGGGUAUCCGCAAAGCGGCGAAGAUAGUUUCCGAACGGCUGCCUCAGACCAUGCUCGAUAACGAUGGACAUACCACCAUUGGUAUCCUUGCGGUCACUGAUUCUCCGACGUACCUUACCAUUCAGGUCGGGAUCAUGUACCUCGGCCACACGCCGUUCCCUAUCUCUGCGAGAAACUCGUCGGUGGCCGUCGCGCAUCUGAUCAGGAUCACUUCUCUUCGCCAACUCUUCGUUAGUCGCGAUGCGGUUAUGCAGCGCAUCGCGCACGAAGCGAAGGAACAGCUCGCGCAUGACGGGUAUGAGGUCGAGUUGCUUCCCUUGCCGGAGUUCACCGACCUCUACAACGAUGCCAAUGAGCCGGGUAUCCCCAUGGGUCGCAUCGUCCCAGAUAAACCUGCUCUUAUCCUCCAUUCGUCUGGAUCCACCUCGUUCCCCAAGCCUAUCACCAUUCUGCAUCGCACCUUCUCUCAGUGGGGUUACACGCCCUAUUUCUCCAACACGGACAUGUGCGGCCUGCGUGUCUCAUUCCACGGUUUGCCGCUGUUCCACGUCAUGGGAACAUUCUCGAUCGCCUGGAUUGUCGGGACAGGCGUAACGGCUGCCUUCUUUAGGCCCUCCUCGCCACCCAUCGCGUCGACGCCUGAAACAUUGUUGAACGCUGCCGUCGCUUCGAAGGUCGAUGGCCUUGUCUGCGUACCUACCUUCCUCGAGACAUGGGGACGCGAUCCGGCCAACGUGCCUGUUCUUCAACAGUUGAGAUUCAUCUUGUUCGCUGGCGCACCCCUCAGCAAGGAAAUCGGGGGCUUGUUGCAUAACAGUGGCGUGAGGCUGGCCACAGGCUUUGGGGCCACAGAGGUGGGGGCGCUCACGAGGGACAUAUUCCCGUCUGACCUAGCCCUCAGGGGCGAAUGGGAGUACUUCGCCCUGACUCAUGUUGUGGAGCAGGCUCGUAUUUACCAGGAGGGCCAGCCGGGAGUCUUCGAACUCGUCAUAUUGGAGUCUGAGACCAUGUGCCCAAAUGUUUUGAACACCGAGGUUGACGGACGUCGGGGAUACGCGACGAACGACCUUAUGAUGGAGCAUCCGGAACACAAGGAGUAUAUGAAGGUCGUCGGUCGCAAGGACGACCAGAUCAUCUUGUCUACGGGAGAGAAGACUAAUCCAGUUCCCAUGGAGGCGAUAUUGCUGCGAGACUCCAACAUUGCUGCAGCCAUCAUCUUUGGUCGUGCACGCACGCAGAAUGGCGUCAUCAUUCAACCUAAGGAACCAUUCGACCCUAGCGACGAGGUGAAGUUGGAGGCCUUCCGGAAUCAGAUUUGGCCAACGGUCGAGCGCGUCAACGAGUUCGCACCCUCGCACUCGCGGUUGUUCAAAGAACUCAUCACAGUCACGAAGCCGAACAAGCCGUUCCAGUACACGGCGAAGGGAACGCCCCGUCGUCACGUCUCACUAGAUGAGUACGCAGAAGAGAUCGAAGAGCUGUACAAGAAGCUCGAAGAAUCCUCACAAGUGGAUAUCCCUGUUCCCCCUUCCUGGUCAGCUGAGACUGUGCGAACGUACGUCCGAGGGGUGGUCAAGAAGGUUAUGAAGGUGCCCAACAUCGAAGAUGACGACGACCUGUUCCAGCAGGGCGGCGAUAGUUUGCAAGCUACCUGGAUCAGAAAUACAGUGCUUCACGCUAUCAGGACCACAACCAAGCUCUCCGUUCAUGACAUCCCACUGAACUUUGUCUACAACAACCCGAGCAUAACCCAACUCGCUUUCUUCCUUCUCAGAAUCCUGUCUGGGACAGCCGUAGGCAAGGAAGAAGAGCGUGCCUCUCGCCUUACGCAGAUGGAGUCCAUGCUGUCGAAGUAUUCUAGCACAUUUCCCAAGCCGAGCUGGCGCGGGACGUCAUCCAGUAACGUCAGCCACAAUGGCCACGGGCUUUCGCAAGAGACGAUCCUCAUCACGGGGACCACCGGCCGCCUCGGGUCUCAGCUGCUCACUCAGAUCCUCGCGGAACCUGAAGUCGUGCAUGUCUACGCCUUGAACCGUGGCGUUCCCGGGGAUAGCGCAACCCUUGAGAAGAGACACCGUGAGGUGUUCCGUGCCUGGAACCUGGACGAGCACGUAUUGGAUGGUGGAAGGGUGACCUUCUUAUCCGGAGACCUGUCGAAGCCAGGGUUCAACUUGGAUCAGCGGACGUUCGAGCAAUUACGCGCCUCCGUCACGGCUAUCAUCCAGAACGGCUGGCGUGUCGACUUUAACGUCUCCUUGCCAUCAUUUGAGCCCCUCCUUGCUGGUGCACGCAAUGUCGUCGACUUCGCUUUGAGCUCAGCUGUGGCGGGUGGGCCGAGGCUUCUUUUCGUCAGCUCUAUCAGCGCGCUCUUCGGAUACUCGUCCACGACGCCGGCUCCCGAAUCGCUUGAAUAUGGUCCAGAAUACGCACUAGGGACUGGAUAUGGCGAGAGCAAGUGGAUCACAGAACAAAUGCUAUGGCGGGCGACAAGGGAAACGGGCCUCCGCACGACAUCCGUGCGUGUAGGCCAGCUGAGCGGCGACUCGCAAGUAGGUGGUUGGAAUAUUAAAGAGUGGAUUCCAUCUAUCGUCCGAGCAAGCAAGCGACUAGGCCUUGCACCUGAAAGAGACGACACUGUCUCUUGGGUUCCGAUCGACAUCGCGAGUGCAGCGCUUCUUGAGAUGCUGUACAGUGACGAGCCUAUCUUGCAUCUCACCUCGCCCAAACCGGCCUCUUGGAACGACGUGUUCCAACCGAUCGCGAAGAAAAUCGCAGUCCCUCUCGUAUCGACUGCAGAGUGGCUCGAGAAACUGAAGGAGUCUGCACGCGCAGCGAACGAGGUGCAAUUGCAGACGGACACGCACGAGUCUGCGCAUACUCUCAUCGAUUUCUUUGAGGCGUCCUUGUCGAACAAGGAAGUGUUAUUUGCGACCCACAAGGCCUCAGCCGCUUCGCGUACUCUUGCAAGACUGGGGCCACUCGGUGAGGCAGAUGCAUUGAGGUGGGUGGCUUACUGGGAGAGCGUUGGGUUCUUGAAUGUAUGA